AUGUGUCAUCUACCAUGGCCCACCCAAGAAGGCACCCACCAAUCAGAUGAUGUGGAGCAGCAUGCACAUGCACUAAUUGGAUAUGGGAGUAUUGUGUUCUCAUUGCUAGUCAAAGCCAGAAUAAAGAAGGAUGGUUGUGUCAGCCUGUCAGAAUGGGUCCUGAUUGAGCAUGUGCAAGUUCGGGGGCUUCCUUGUGCCCACAAUUUUCAUGUGGAAUGCAUUGACGAGUGGCUCCGGCUGAAUGUGAAGUGCCCCCAUUGCCGCUACUCCGUCUUCCCUAACCUCGAUCUCAGCACCCUCUCCAACCUUCACACUGACACUGGGCGUCCCUCUGCUAGUCUUUUGAUGACCACAUGCUAUGUGCACGCGCAUCCAGUGGGCCAGAGCUACCUGUUGAGGUUACAGGGCCUGCUACGCACAAUCCGAAUGGAGAAUGCUAGUGGAGGCAAUGAUGAAAAUGGCCUGGAAGCAGCUGAAGAUGGACGGGCAGUGUUAUCUCAGGGUCCGCCAAGCACGACGGCACCGGUGAUGAUGGGCACAACCAUGACUUUGUAUUAUUUGUGGAACCUAAUGUUGUGUAACAAUUUGAUUGAGUUAAACUUUAAAUAGACUGUUGUUA
Molecule: messenger RNA, 619 nt
Organism: Magnolia sinica
Lineage: Eukaryota; Viridiplantae; Streptophyta; Magnoliopsida; Magnoliales; Magnoliaceae
Product: E3 ubiquitin-protein ligase SIS3-like
Exons: 3
Coding region: 1-609 (202 amino acids)
Biological process (GO): sugar mediated signaling pathway
Molecular function (GO): ubiquitin-protein transferase activity
Source: RefSeq, a predicted model, not a curated record